Molecule: messenger RNA, 1281 nt
Organism: Oppia nitens
Lineage: Eukaryota; Metazoa; Arthropoda; Arachnida; Sarcoptiformes; Oppiidae
Product: deoxyribonuclease-2-like
Exons: 2
Coding region: 70-1143 (357 amino acids)
Biological process (GO): apoptotic DNA fragmentation
Molecular function (GO): deoxyribonuclease II activity
Source: RefSeq, a predicted model, not a curated record
GUUAUUUUAUUUUUUUUAGUUUGUAAAACUAAACUAAUUUAAGUGAAAAUAUUUUUUUAUAAAUAAAAAAUGAUUUAUUUGUCAUUAUUGGCAUUACUGGCUAUUUGUUUUAUAGACCAAACAUACGGUCAGCUUCAAUGUCGCGACGAAUCGGGCAAAUCGGUUGACUGGUAUGUGGUCUAUAAGUUUCCCCGACUGUCUGGCGGUGAGGCGCCAGUGGACACCGGUUUUCACUACGCUUUCAUUACCAGCGAAUCCAAGUCGGGUUGGAUUUUGUCCGACUUAGGGAUUACAGAUAAGAAGUCGAUAUUUGGACAGACAUUGCAACCCCUAUACGACAAGUUCAUUGACUCGCAUAUUAGUUAUAUCAACUAUAACGAUCAGACGCCCGACAAUAAAACUACGAGUGGCGGAGCUCACGCCAAGGGUGUUGUCGGUAUUGAUAAAACACACGGGUUUUGGCUCAUUCAUAGUGUGCCAAAGUUUGCCUCAAAAGAGUCGACCCAUACCUACGAAUAUCCGAAAACCGGUGGCCGUUACGGACAGACAGCAUUGUGUAUAUCCAUCAGCAUCGCUGAAGUGGACAAAGUUAUUGAACAAUUGCUUUAUAUGCAGCCACAGGUCUAUUCAAUUAAGGUGUCGUCCGACUUGAAGUCAGUGUCCAAAAAUAUAGCGGCACUUGAAAAUAAAGAUUGGGAAACGGGUCAAUUGAACGUACGGUACAUUCAGAGUACAGGUGGUGUCAAUUAUACCAGUUUUAGUAAGAGUCCCGGCGAUCACGUAGAUCUUUAUGCCGAUAUAGUUGCUCCCAAACUCAGUACAGACCUAUACGCCGAAACCUGGCGUCAGGGUGUCGGCACACCGUUGCCAUCUGAGUGUGACCUCAAGAAAACGGUCGAAAAUGUUCACACAAUUGGCUAUAAGUUUUCCAACUCUAAGCUUAGCGGACAGUUUGAUUAUCUCAACGAUCACAGCAAAUGGGCCAUUGGUAAGACUUCGGCCAAACCCUAUGUAUGUUUCGGUGAUAUGAAUCGUAUGAAAAGUCAGUUCAAAAGAGGCGGCGGAACCACUUGUUUCGAGACGCCGACGGUUUGGAAGAAUAUGAACGAAUGGGUGGCACGAGUGGACAAAUGCAAGAGUUAAUUGAUAUUUAGAUAUAAAAAAGACAAAAUAAAACAUUAAUAUAAAAAUCCACUGAAAAAAGUUUUUUAUGAUUAAAUUAAAUAAUAAAACAUAAUAAGAAUAAAUCUUAAAUUAAUUUUAAAUAAUAAAUUUUAAUAU